GGUUGCCAGUUUGUUUCAUGCCACCCGCGCGGUAACCGGUGUUAUUUUCGUUUUUUUUUUUUUUAAAUAAGUGUUUUGUAAAUUCCUUUGAUCAUGUCGGUGUAAAUCAGUUAUUGUGCUUUAUUGUCUUCCGUUUCUAAUAUUAUAAAUCAUGUCUUCCUGUGUUUAGAAUCAAUCUAUUUCAAUUACUCCAAAAUGAUACUCUCUUGUAUAAAGUUACUACCUUUGGAUCUUGUGUCGCAUAGUUAUCACGUCCUACUUUAUUCUAUGUGCAUUUAAAAGAUAAUGUAUUUACAGGAAAAAAAGAGAUCUAAAAUAGUGCAUAAAAUUAUCAAGGUGAAUGGAAAAUUGGUGAUGUUUACAUCAGUUACUUUCCCAUAUGUGUUAUUGUCCGGUGUUGUGUGAGAAUCAACAAGUGUCAUGGAUUAUCGUUUUACGUUGAUCGUAAUUUUGAACAAUUGAGUGUAAAUUUAUCAAUUAUCUUGAAGAAAAUGAAACGUUAACAAUGCAAAUUGUUUAUUUCUGUUGAUAUUGCGUCGAAAUAAUUAUUGGCUAAAAUUGGAAGGUGUGAAACAUUUUGGAGUAUUCAUAUCAACAAUGUCCGCUUUCUUAAACAGCGUGAGACUGGAUGGUUAAAAGGAAUACUGUGUGUGUGUGCAUAAUUAAAAAAGAUUUUACCGCUUGCCGGCCAAGAGAACCGAUCUGUGAUCGUUUGUUCAUCUCACGUGCCCUUGGAUGAAUAUUACGUCAAAGACUUAAUUGUCGUUUGUUGAAUCCUCAAAAUGGAAGUCGUUUAUAUAGAUGAACGGGAGGAUGUGCAAAAGAAAACAUUUGCAAAAUGGAUAAAUUCACAACUUCUCAAGAAUAAUCAUGAACCAAUUGCGGAUUUGUUUGUCGAUUUACGAGAUGGAAAUCGUCUUUUAUCUUUAUUGGAAGUUCUUACGUCCAAGGGAUAUAAAAGAGAACGCGGUCGUAUGAGAGUUCAUCAUCUGAAUAAUGUGAAUAAAGCACUGCAAAUUCUCGAACAAAAUAAUGUGAAACUUGUCAAUAUAAGUAGCAAUGAUAUUGUUGACGGAAAUCCAAAAUUGACUCUUGGUUUAGUAUGGAGUAUUAUUUUACACUGGCAGGUCCAAUAUCAUUUGAAAGAUUUAAUGUCAGAAUUACAACAAACUAAUUUGGAGAAAACACUUCUUGCCUGGUGUCGACAAAAUUCACAGAAUUAUCCAGGUGUUGAUAUAAAAAAUUUUACAACUUCCUGGUCAGAUGGAUUGGCAUUCAAUGCACUUCUACACCGAUGGAAACCGCAGUCAUUCGAGUUUAAUAAUAUUGCACGUAAACAUCCAAAUGCACGAUUAGAUCAUGCCUUUCGAUUUGCACAGGAACAUCUUUCGAUUGAACGACUUUUGGAUCCCGAGGAUGUCAAUACGGCAGUACCCGAUAAAAAAUCAAUAAUGAUGUACGUCAUGUGUCUUUUUCAAUCUUUACCUCAUUCUGGUGAUGAUGUUUCUGCUAUUGAUAUUUCUACUGCUAGUGACACUACUAGUCCCGCUACAACACCAAGUGCAGAGAGUUCAUUAUCGUUUACAAACUUUGAAAUGCCAACAUCAAGACCUAUGAGUCUCGCUACUAAUGUUUCGGUAGAAUUGGGCGGUUAUCAAGUUGCGCUUGAAGAAGUUUUGACUUGGUUGUUGGGUGCUGAAGAUAAAUUAAAUCAUGCUCCGGAACCUGGCGAUACUUUAGAAAUUUUAAAAGAACAAUUUCACGAGCACGAAACAUUUUUAAUGGAAUUAUCUGGUCAUCGAGAUGGAGUGGGAGCUGUUUUAGAAGAAGGAGCACGACUAUUGGGUGAUGGAGGUUUACAAAAAGAUGAGGAACAUGAAGUGCGAAUUCAAAUGUCUUUACUCAAUUCCCGAUGGGAAGGACUACGAAUGCGAGCAAUGGAGCGACAAUCUAAAAUUCACGAGAUAUUGAUGGGAAAACAACAGAGUCAAUUAGAUUCUUUGAGACAGUGGUUGACAAAAACAGAAGACAAAAUUUCUCGCAUGGCCGAUGUGGAAUCAAAACAAUUGUCUUUAGAGGAGCAAAUAAAAUUAUUGGAUGAAUUAGAGGAAAAUAUACAGGGACAACAAAAUGUUGUCGAUGGAUUAAAGAAUAUGAUUGUUGUGGUGGAUGAGGAUAAUUCUGAAACUGUAUAUGCUGAGAUGGAAGAUCAACUUUCAGCACUUGGAGAACGUUGGACUCAUAUUUGUCAAUGGAAGCAAAAACGAAGACACGAUUUUGAAAUUCUCUCAUUAUUAUGGAAAGAUGCGAUGGAUGAAUAUAAAAAAUUGGUAACACGACUUAAUGAAACGGAAAUAACAUUAAAACAAAUGGAGGCAAGUCCUGCUUCUGAAUUGGGUGAAAUUUUAGAAAGAAUAAAAAAAAUGCAUUUUCUUAAAAUUGAAAUGGACAUUAAUCAGAAGAAAAUAGUUACACUGCAAAAAUCAAUUCAAGAUUUCGAUGGACAUGGUUCUUAUAAAGAAUGCAGUAAUUUAUUGGAAAAAAUUGAAAAUCUUCAAGAUCGAUGGGAAGCUGUUGGACAAAUUAUGGAAGUGCAGAGUCAAAGGAUUUCAAAUUCUGGAUUCGAGUUUGAUUUGACGACAAACACUCAAGGAAAUGUGACAACCGGAAAUGACUGGAUGUCAGAAACUGUGACAAGUAUCGCUUAUAAAGAAGAACUCGCUGAAGGGAUGCACAGCGAUUCCAAGAAACGUCGAAUUGAUAAUGCAACAAGACACGAAUUUGAAUUAUUGUUGCAAAAUUUAUACAAAUGGUUAGAUUACGUCGAUUUAGAAGUUGGACGUUCAGAGGGUGUAUUUGAUGAAUUGAGUGUUGAAGAGAAAAAAGCAAUUUAUGAAGAGAAAUUUACAGAUUUGCAAUCCCAUCAAAGUGAAUACGACAAAGCUCUUGAGAUUGGAAAAAAACUUCUUCAAGAAAUCAAUGAAAUUAAUGAGCCAAUAGAAGACGAAGAUUUAAAACUCAGGGAUCUUGAAAAUCGUUGGAAAGCUGUCAACACAAGGCUACAAACAAUUAAGGAUAAAGUUGAUUUGUUAUUAGAGGUGAAACAAUUUCAAACAGAUUUAGCCAGUGUACAAUUAUUGCUUGAUGGCUAUAUGAAAUGGUUUGAUGCGAAUCAGAAGAGCAAUCAAAUAGAACUUUUCAGAGUAAAAGUAAAAUCAAUGAAAUCAUAUGAGGAUCGUGUUCAAAAAUUAAUUGCUAAAGCUAAAAAAUUAAGCACUACACAAUUAUCAUCUGAAGAUAGUGAAAAAUUACAAUUCAGUGUUGAUAAAUUUAAUAAUGAAUGGGACGAUUUAUUAAAAAAAUUUUCCAAUCGUUUAAAUGAAUUAAACGAAGUUGUCGAUAAAACACCCCCCAAGAAAUACAAUGAAACAAUUGCCAAUUUGUUAUCUUUUAUUAACAAUUUAGAAGGAGUAUUAUUAUCUGAACACGCUGUAAUGUCGGACGAUGUAACAAUGCAGGAUCAAAUGAAAAAAUUGCUGGAUCUUCAGGCUUCGCUGAAAACACAUCAAAUAAACUUCGAUUAUGUCAAUAGCAUUGGCCAAGAAUUGAUUUUAAAACAGGAUUCUCAAUGUCAAAAAGUAAAAGAAGAAUUGCAAGAUUUAAACACUAAAUGGAGUGACAUUCCUAUUAUUUUAGAAGAGAGACAACAAAAGCUUGCAAAAGAUAUUGAAACAGUAAAAUUAUUCAAUAUUGAACUUAAAGAUCUUGAAAAUUGGUUGAAUAAUAAAGCGCGGCGUUUAAAAGAAAUAUGCGAAGACGCAUUUGUUAAUGAUGUCGCUACAACUGAAUUGAAAUUAAACGAAGGUCGUGCCUUUUCUGAAGAAGUUAAUCAAACUGAACCGAGAAUAGAAAAACUUCAAACAACUGCCAAUAGACUUCUGGAAAAUUCCGAACCUAAUUUCGCAAGUGUAUUAAAUAAUCAGUUGCAAAAUAUUUCACAUAAAUGGAAUGCAAUUAUAGAUGGUGCAAAACAUCAGGUGUUUAAAUAUGAAAAUGCUUUGAAGAAAAAUGAUGAGAUUAUAAAUGGAAUUGAAGAUUUUACAAAUUGGUUAUCAAGUUUAGAAAAGGAAAUACCGAGUGAAGGAAAAAUAACUUCUUCCGUUGAACUUUUUCAAGCGCGUGGUCGAUAUCAAUUGUUAAAAGAUAAAAUUGACAGACGAGUAGAAGAGUUUCGUAAUCUCAAUGAGCUUGGCAAUGACAAACUUCUAAGUUCCGAGGGUUCAUCCGUCCAUGAGUUGGGAAGGCGAUUCACGUAUUUAAAUGCGAGAUGGACUGAUGUUACGGAUCGUAUUUAUGAACGUUAUAGACAGUUGCAGAAUGCUAGUCAUGAAUACGGAGAGUUUCGAGCAUUAGUUGCCCAGGAAAGCGAUUGGUUAGAUAAACUUGAAAAGAGAUUAAAAAAAUCAACAAAAAGCGCCGAUGCUGAGGAAAUAUCCGAAGAACUUGAUGAUUUGGAGAAUUAUAUUCGAAAUCAUCCGGAUUCGCGCUUUGAUAAGCUGCAAGAAAUUGGAAAGCAACUUGUUGAUAGCGAUAUAAUGACGCGUACUAUUCAAAAUGAUGUUGAGUCAUUAACAAGUCGCUGGAGUAGUUUAAAUAAACAGGCUGGCGAACGCACCCAACAAUUGGAAGGAUCAGUGAAGCAAGCACAACAAUCAGAAGGGCGUAUUCAAGCUCUUCAACACUCCUUAACGCAAGUAGACUCUGUACUUACUGCACGUCUUGACUGUGACCUGACGGCUGAUGACUUACCUCAUGACUACCAGAAACUAAUGGACGAAAUGGAAAGUCAGGAGUCAACUCUCCAGGAAAUGGCCAAUCAAAUUGAAGCUUAUAAAGCAACGGGGAAACUCGAGGCUGCUUCACGACUUCAGGAACAAAUGAUUUUAAUUGAACAGAAAUUUUCUGAAGUACAAAGGAAAUUCCAACGAUUCCGUAGUCCAAUUAAUUUAGAACCAAGAUUGUCGAGAGCAUUGAGAGAACUUAGAGGUAUUGAGGAGGCUACUUGUUUAUUGGAACUAGCUUCUGAAGAUCCCGAAGCUAUUGAAGGUCAACUGAAGCAUUGUUUGCGUUUCUAUCAGACAUUGAGUGAAAUUAAAAGUGAAAUAGAAACGAUAAUUGUAACCGGUAGAAGAUUAGCUGAAGAAAAAAGCGUCCCUGCUCCGGAUGAAUUGACAAAUCGUAUAGACACUCUUAAAGAUUUAUACAACAAGUUGGGACUACACAUAACGGAAAGCAAAUCUAUUUUGGAAUCAGCUCUAGAUUUGUCUCGAGAAAUGUUCAAACACAUGUCAUACAUUAACAUGUCAAUCGAGAGUAUAAAUAAGGAAUUGGAUAAUCAGAAAACUAUGCCUGAUUUACCUGUUAAUGCUAUUUACGUAACGGAAACUUUGAUGGAAGUAAUUCCACGUCUUCACGUUGUCAGAGACAAGUUAUUUAGGUCCCAAGAUGAAUUUUCAAAAUUAUGUGAUCCAUCGUAUAUGGAACAGUUUAGAGAAAGAUUGACAGAUCUCGUCAAACGAUUGGCAAGCACUGAAAAAAGAUUACGAACUUGUUGUGGAUCAGAGGAGCCCAAUGUUGACGAAAUUAAUGCUUGGUUAUUCCAAAUCGAAGACAAGCUGAAGAAACUUGAUAAUAUUCCAUUGGAACAACUCAAUGAAUCUCACUUUGAACAAUGCAAGUCAUUACAAAAUGAAAUGGUGGAAACAAAAUCCAAAGUCAUACAACUUCAACGUUACUGUUUUUAUCCAAAAGUAGCAGCAGUUUGCGAAAAAUGGGAAGACAUCUCGAGAAAAAUUCAAGAAUGGAUCAACAAGAUCAGUGAUAAUUUGUUAAUUGAAAAAAAUAAGAUGAUCAAUUCUGAGGGGAGAGACAUGAAUGCUAAAGAAGAAUUACAAUGUGAGAAUAAAUUGAUUGAUGAAAAUGAAAAAAUUUACGGUAUUGGAUAUCUUAAUCCUGUUUUUGAUUACAAUCAACAACAAAAACUAAUUAAAACACCUGAAAGUUCGCCAAUUGAUGUUCCACAUCGAAGUAGAAAAUCAACAUCGGCUAAAGCGGAUAAAUUCAAAGGUGGAACGGUUAUUGAUGUGAGCCGAACAGUUAGACGAAGAUUAGACAUGAGUUCGAUUCCCGAUGUUGUGCAAACGUCACAAUUACAAGCAAAUCAAUCCGAUGAAUCGUCCUCGGAAUCAUCAGAAUCGGAAGGAAAUCUUGUGGAUGAAGAAUUUUUCCUUGCAAAAAAUAGUAAACUUUUUUCUCAAGUUUCGUCAAAUACAUUAAAAGCCAAUGAGGGAAAUAAUAAUGAUUCAAGAGAACGAAAUAUUCAAAUAAAUUCUUUUCGAGUUGUUGAAAUAAAAGAAAUGGAAAUAGUCAAAUCAAUUGCGUCUGCCAAUGAUCGUGUUAUUUUACCAUGUGCAAAUGUUAGUGUUGAACAAGUUCCUCAAGUUGUUGAGAGAGUUGAAAUUAUUGAGGAUACUGAAACUGAACCUGAAUCGGCUGACACUGAUGUUGAUGAGAAGGAGAAUUUAAAGAAAAUUUCUGAUAAGAAAUAUUAUUCUUCAUCGAUGCAUUUUCAUACGAGAGAACUUGUGCCAAUAUUAAAAACUAAUGAGAGAACGGAGUUUACCUCGAAACCUUCGACUUCUUUCGCUAAGGGAUCAAAAGGUGUGACUGACAGAGAUAACAAAUCAAAAGCAUUAAAUACAACUGUAAAACAAUCUGUUACUGAAUAUCUUGUAUUUGAGGAAAAUAAGAUAACGAUUCCAUGCAAUGGAACGAAAAAGAAAAUUAGUGGAACUCCAAAUGUAAUGAAAGAAGUGAAAUUUGAAAGAGAUAAUGACGAUGCUGGAAGAACUCCAUUUCCAAAACGAAUUGGAAGUUUAUCUUCUGACGAUGUUAUUGAGGAUUGUGAAAGUUUUUAUGGAAGUGACAAAGAGACGGAUGAUAUUUUGAUAUUUUCCGAUGAUACCGAAGUUGAUGUUAGAAGCUCUAGUUCGGAAGGAGAAAAUACUAAUUUAGAUGAGCAUAUUGAACACCUCUUGGAUAAGACUAAUCUCGACAAGCUUCGUGAUCCUUUAUUAAAUAAAGGAGACUCGAGGAUUUUUGGAGAAAGAAGACUCCAUAGAUCGUCUAGUGGUUUGACGAGAGCGAAUUUAGAAAGAGAUAUUCUUGAUUUUGAACAACUUGCACAGCAAAUGCUGCGUAGAAUGGAUAUUAUGUUAAUGACAAUUGGUGGAGUCAAUAACGAAAAGGAUCCAUCAAAACGUCUUGAGUUGAUUAAGAGUGAACUCAGUUGUCUUGCACCGGAUGCAGCAAGUCUUAUUAGUCGUGGCGAUGGAUUGGUAAUGACUGUUCAUGUUUCUGAUCCUGUGAGAGCUGAAAAAAUAAAAAAUGAACAUCAAGAUAAAUUACGAAGUAAAUGGCAUCAAGUUAUGGCAGAAACUGAAUCAAGAAGAAUUCAAGCACAAAAAGCGGAAGAAUCGUUACGUCUUUACAAUAAAUUAAUCGCCGAAUUUGAAGAUUGGUUUAGAGAUGCUCCAUUGAAAUUGGAACAAGCCAACAACUAUGAAGGUCAAUUGGAAUCUUUUACCGAAGAAUUCGACGCUAGACAAGAACAAAUUCAAAAAUUGAAUGAUCUGAGCAAUGAUUUGAAACGAUUAAAUGUGGGUCAUUCCGAAAAUAUGCGCUAUAGAAUCAAUAGCAAGUGGCAAGAAAUCAGUACUCAAUUUAAGAGAUUCAGUGGUAGCAAAGAUAAAGAUAAAAAAGUCAACGAUAAAAAAGUUGAAAUGGAUGUUGGUAGAAUUUCAAGUCAAGAUUAUUUGACAAGAUGUAAUAAACUUCGAGAAGCUGUGUCAACAAUAUCGAGAUCUUUGAGUGCAAUGCCAUUGAGUGGGAAAGAUUAUGAAUUGUUUGCCAAUCAAGAGGAAUGCUUGAAAAAAAUUGGUAAUGCACUAAAUAUACUGAAACCAAGCGUCGACGAAAUGAGUUAUCUUCAAGAAAGUAUUGAACCACAUGCAAGAAAAGAUGAUCAAAUUAAACGUCUAUCGGAUAAAUUAAAAGACGAAUGGUUAGAUGUAAAUAGAAAUUACAUGGAAAGAAAUAAACGUUGGAUUAAGUGUAUUGAAAAAUGGAAAGAGUUACAAAAUAUUUGUUGUAAAUUUGCCGAGUGCCUUGCAAAAACUGAAGAGAUGUUGAAAAAAUUGAAAUCCGAACCAUUUUCGGAAGGUAGCAAAGUUGUUGCCAUAGAUCUUGAGAAGGAAGUGAUCAAAAUGCAAAAAACAAUGAAUAACAUUGCAAGUUCGACGACUGAAAUUGUUAGCCGAUCAACGGGAGAAGAUGUCAAAGAACUGGAAAACAUGGUUGACGAGUUACAGAAUCGAUGGCAGAAACUGGUUAAUGAAUUGAAAAAUUAUCGAGAAACGGAUUUCAGUAUGGAGGGGAAAAUUAAUAUUGAAAAAUCCCUUGAAGGAGCACGCAACAUAAUUGAACAUGUAAAUUCCUUACUUGUUUCGACUGCUAAUCCAUCAGAUGAUACAUCCUUAUCGAUAAGAUUGUCAAUGAUUAAGGCAAGAGAGGAGGAAAUAAUCAGUCGCAGAAAAGAAUUGCAUGCCAUCAAAAAACAACGGAAUGUUACCAAACAGGAUGAAGAAUGUAACAAAUUGAUUGCCGAUAUUGAAAAGGUUCAAUCAAAUUUGGCUACACACCGCGAAUACGUGGAAAAUAAAUUGACCUCAUUAAAAAAAUAUCUUUUAACUUUGGACACUGUUAUGACGUGGGUCAUGGAAACAAGAACAAGGCUCAAUAUUUCUCAUGAAUUACCACAACAAGAGCGUUUAAAAGUCAUUGAUAAUAUAAAGGCAAAUGUCGAGGAUCGUGAAAUGGAAGUCAAAGAUGUUUUAGAAAACUACACAAAUUUGGAAAAAGAAUGUGAAUCUGCAAAGCAAUCUGUAUCUGUCGAAUUACAGGAGAAAUUGAAGAAAUUGAGAGUCGACUGGCAAUUUGUCAAAAAUCGUGGGGAAGUGACAGACGUUGAUGCCAUUGCAGUUGCUCCACCUGUUGAGACCGCUCGUCCAAAAGAAUUGGAGAGAAGUGUUGGUGCAACACAAGGGGCGCCUGGACCAGUGGAAAGUGGUCGGGGGUCGGCAGCCUCUCCUGCCCCCUCGUCACCCUCAACAUCUUCAACUCCUGUUAUUAGUAACGUUUCAUCUUCGACUUCCUGUACGUCUUCCCCUGUUUCACAGACAUCAACCCUCGUCGCAAGUCACGACAAAUCAGUGCUUCAGAUUCGAGAUUGGCUCACAGUAGAGGAAGAGAUGCUACGUCAACAGAUUGUUGUAGUCGGAGACAUCGACGAAAUUAUGCAGCUUCUCGAUAAACAGAGGACUGUUCUUCGAGAAUUGGAACAAAAAAAGCCGCAAUUGGACGAGUUGGUUCACACUGCUGAGAAUCUCCGUGCUGAUACAAAUCGACAACAGCUGCAUGGCAAGGUGACCAAACUGAGAGAACACUGGGAUGAGACAAACUCGAAAGUAAUGCAAAGAAAGACACAGUUAGAUGCCAUGUUGAGCGAUAGUCAACGGUACGAAGCCAAGAGAAACGAGGUUGAAGUCUGGUUGGCAAGAAUGGAAACUCGUCUCGAGAGGAUGAGGGCCGUUGGUCAUACUGCUGAUGUUCUUGAAGCACAACUCAGAGAACAAAAGUCAUUCCACGCUGAGCUUCAUCAAUACAAACAUCAACUUGAACUAUUUAAUCAACUCACCCAGAAAUUAAUUGCCGUUUAUCAACAAGAUGAUACAACGCGUGUUAAGAAAAUGACAGAGACCAUUAAUCAACGCUAUAAUAAUCUCAAUACAAGCAUCAUCAACCGAGGAAAACUUCUUCAUUCAGCAAUGAAUUCUCUGCAAAACUUUGAUCGUUCACUGGACAAGUUUUUGGCAUGGCUGAGCGAGGCUGAAUCAUCAAUGGAAAGCCUGGAAACUGAAGCUGAUCGACUCGUUGGAAGGAGGGACCAGGUUGCUCUCAGACGUCCACAACAUCAACUCAAGGAUCUUCAGUCCGAAAUCGAGACACAUCGAGAUGUUUAUGCAUCGUUGAAUGGAACAGGAAGGAAACUUCUCAGUUCUUUGGCCAGUCAAGAUGACGCCGUUAUGCUUCAGCGACGACUCGAUGAAAUGAACCAAAGAUGGCACCAUCUCAAGGCGAAAAGCAUGGCUAUCAGAAAUCGAUUGGAGAGCAAUACAGAACAUUGGAACGCGCUUUUACUGUCCUUGCGCGAGCUUAUCGAAUGGGUAAUAAGAAAGGAUACCGAGCUCACUGGAUUGGGUCCUGUUUGCGGAGAAAUGGCAGCAUUACAAAAACAACAGGAUGAUCAUCGUGGUUUUAGACGUCAACUUGAAGACAAACGACCCGUUGUGGAAAAUAAUUUACUCAGCGGUCGUCAAUACAUCGCUAAUGAACCACCUUUAUCGGACACGUCAGAUUCUGAAGCCGGUCGAGAAUUGGAUGGAGAUUCGAGGGGUUAUAGAAGUGCAGAGGAACAGGCCCGCGAAUUAACGCGGAGCAUUCGCAGAGAAGUGAAUAAAUUGUCUGAGCAGUGGAACGCAUUAAUUGAACGUAGCGAUGCAUGGAAGCGAAAACUAGACGACACCACCAAUAAAUUAUGUGUCUUCCAAAAGAGCCUCGAAGAUCUUUCGUCUCGAAUGGCCGGAGCGGAGGCAAUUCAAAAUGGAUGGCAAAUACCUAAUGAUGCACCAGAGGCGUCAGAAAUGUUAGAAAAUUUACAAAAGUUUGGCGAACGUUUAGGACCGAUUCAAAGGAACAUCGAAGAUGCCAACGAUCAAGCGAGUCUUUUUGCAUCGAGCAGCGUUAUUGUUUCUCAUGCUCUAUUAGCAAAACUUGAAGAUCUUAACACAAGAUGGAAAGUUUUGCAAGUUGCAGUCGACGAACGUUAUAAACUGUUAAGCGGAUUUGGAAAGGAUGGCAGCACUCCGGGUAGUCAGGCUUUCCUCGCUAGUAGCGUAGAACCACCGUGGGAAAGAGCCCUUACUCCCGCCAAAGUGCCUUAUUAUAUCAACCAUCAAUUGGAAACGACGCACUGGGACCAUCCGAAAAUGAUUGAAUUGAUGACUUCACUCUCAGAUCUCAACGAAGUUCGUUUUUCCGCUUACAGAACUGCAAUGAAAUUGCGCACGGUGCAGAAACGAUUAUGCUUGGACGUGUUGAGUCUCUCAAAUGCAUUGGAACAAUUUGACUCACAUGGAUUGAGAGCACAAAACGAUAAACUCAUCGAUAUACCAGAUAUGGUUACUGUUUUGACUUCCUUGUACGAAAUAAUUUCAGCGGAUAAUGCCACUCAAGUUUUAGUGCCACUUUGUAUAGAUCUUGCCAUCAAUUGGCUUCUCAAUGUUUACGACAGCCAACGAACUGGACAAAUUCGUGUUUUAUCAUUCAAAGUUGGACUCGUUUUGUUGUGUAAAGGACAUUUAGAAGAAAAAUAUAGAUAUCUAUUCCGUUUGAUUGCGGACACAAAUAGGCUAGUUGAUCAAAGAAAAUUGGGAUUGCUUUUGCAUGAUUGCAUUCAAGUGCCAAGGCAACUCGGUGAAGUUGCAGCGUUUGGAGGAUCAAAUAUUGAGCCAAGUGUUCGCAGUUGUUUCGAGAAAGCGGGCAAGGAUAAAAAUGAAAUUGAGGCUGUGCACUUUUUAAGUUGGUUACAACAAGAACCCCAAAGUAUGGUUUGGCUACCAGUACUUCAUCGAUUGUCAGCAGCCGAAACAGCCAAGCAUCAAGCGAAAUGCAACAUCUGCAAGGAAUAUCCCAUCAUUGGUUUCAGAUAUCGUUGCUUAAAGUGUUUCAAUUUCGAUAUGUGUCAAACGUGUUUCUUCUCGGGACGAAAAGCGAAAAAUCACAAACUAACACAUCCAAUGCAAGAAUAUUGUACAGCGACAACAUCUGGCGAGGACGUGAGAGAUUUUACAAGAGCAUUGCGCAACAAGUUCAAAUCGAAACGAUAUUUCAAGAAACAUCCAAGAGUUGGUUAUUUGCCAGUUCAAACUGUAUUGGAAGGUGAUGCACUUGAAAGUCCAGCACCAUCGCCACAGCAUAGUUCAUUGAGUCAGGAUAUGCAUUCACGAUUGGAAAUGUAUGCUUCGCGGCUGGCUGAAGUGGAAUUAUCACGAACGCGAAGUAAUUCAACGCCCGACAGUGAUGAUGAACAUCAAUUAAUUGCGCACUAUUGUCACAGUCUCAAUGGUGGUGAUAAUGUUAAUGUACCACGAAGUCCUGUACAAGUGAUGGCGGCAAUUGACGCCGAACAGAGAGAAGAACUUGAGGCAAUGAUACGCGAACUCGAAGAGGAGAAUGCAACAUUACAAGCGGAAUAUGAGAGAUUACGCUCUAAGCAAACACCAGGUUCAACGCCUGAGGAUGGACACGGAAGACAACCUGACUGUGAUAUGAUUGCCGAGGCGAAAUUAUUGCGACAACAUAAGGGUCGAUUGGAGGCACGAAUGCAAAUUCUUGAGGAUCAUAAUCGACAGCUGGAGGCACAGCUACAGAGACUGAGACAACUUUUAGAUGAGCCGAAUGUAUCUUCGCCAUCAAAGACAGGGACUUUGCAAACACGCAGUGUAACUGCUUCGCAAUUAGCUACUGACUCUCCAGCCAAAAUGAACGGUCAUUAUCAUGAUACGCCAGGAGGUGGAGGUUCAGGCGAAGGCAGAAUAAGCAGCUUAGAAAGGCCACCACCGCCACCACAUUCUCACAGUGUUUCCCAUAAUGUGGGUAAUCUCUUGCAUAUGGCAGCAUGGAUGUGAGAGGAGAUUUGGGAAAAGCAGUCGGUGAAUUGGUAACUGUAAUGACUGAAGAUUCAACGAAGACAAAUGGACAGAGGGCACCUCCUCCGGCUUUCAAAUAAUUCCAUAAAAUGCGAGAAAGGCCUCUUAAUAAUUGCUUCGAUGAUAACAAAAAAAAAAAUAUAUAUAUAUUGUCUUAUACUUAAUAAACAAGUAUAUCGUUUUGUAAUCGUUUCCGAUGACCAAGAAAAAGUCUGGCUCUAACGCAUAUCAUAGAAAAAAAUUUUUUCAUGGCUGUAACAAAAAAUUGCGUAUGGGAUAUAUAGAAAAAAAAAAAACGCAAAUUGUUCAGGGGACUUAACCAUCGAGGUUUUGGGCAUUUUAUAAGUUUUUUGAUAUACGCCACUGUAUAGCUGAAUUAUAUAAAUAUAUAUAAAAAUAUAUAUACCGACAGUUACAAUUUUUGGCUUUGGCAGUCCCUUGAAAGGAACUAUAAACAUUUGACUUACCAUAUCAUGAUUCUUAAAUUCUUACAAAGAAUCAAUUGUUAUGCUUGCUAGCUAAAUUACAUAAAAAAAAAGAUUAAAACCAAAAAAAAACUGGUUAUAAAUAUAUAUAUAUAUAUAUAUUUAAAACGAAUAUUUAAAAAAAAAAAUGCAUGCAAAGCAAAUGUGUCGAAUCGCAUACUCUAUAGAUCGUAGACUUGUAUUUAAAACGAAAAAAAAAAACAAUAUGCCCGUUAUGUUUACAUUGCCACCAAUUUUUUCUCAGUUGCAACAUCUUGUAUCCAUAUCAAAUAUAAUAAUUCUUCCCGAAACAAGGAAUGCAAAUGGAAAAAAAAAUGUGGUUUAUAUAUCUGAAAUUUUUUAAAAACUUUAUUGGGCAAUCACUUUGAGUCUACGUUGUCAAAAAGAGACAAAACACUUUUUUUAUUCAAAAAAAAAAAACUAUAGUUGAAAAAAUCGAAACAAUAAUUAAUGAUUGUUACGACCAUCCAAGAUUAUUUUUUAAUCCAAUGACCAGAUACUUUUUAUACAUUUUGUAUGGAGACGUGUGAGGCGAUUACUUUUUAUUUUCCAAUCUCCCAAACGUUACUUAUAUUUAAAGAUAUAUUGAUAAUUACUUAAAUUACCAACUGUAGACUGUAUUCUGAUAUCCUGUAAUAAAGUUGUCUAGAAAAUAAAUACUUCUUCCUUCUAA
This is a messenger RNA of Leptopilina boulardi, 14045 nucleotides long. RefSeq names its product dystrophin, isoforms A/C/F/G/H. Gene Ontology annotation, biological process: synaptic signaling. The record is from RefSeq and is a predicted model, not a curated record. Gene Ontology annotation, molecular function: zinc ion binding; protein binding. Bases 783 to 12866 code for a protein of 4027 amino acids. Gene Ontology annotation, cellular component: plasma membrane. NCBI's taxonomy places the organism in Eukaryota, Metazoa, Arthropoda, Insecta, Hymenoptera, Figitidae. The transcript has 55 exons.